Messenger RNA from Sabethes cyaneus, 1860 nucleotides. RefSeq names its product sodium channel protein Nach (gene ppk23). The coding region runs from base 1 to 1860 and encodes 619 amino acids. The transcript has 3 exons. Gene Ontology annotation, molecular function: ligand-gated sodium channel activity. Gene Ontology annotation, biological process: sodium ion transmembrane transport. NCBI's taxonomy places the organism in Eukaryota, Metazoa, Arthropoda, Insecta, Diptera, Culicidae. Gene Ontology annotation, cellular component: membrane. The record is from RefSeq and is a predicted model, not a curated record.
AUGGAACUCAACCAGAUUAACAAUGGUUUGGAUCCCAAAUCGCAAAAGCGAAAACGUGCCAAAAAACCCAAAGCGAAAAAAGUGAAAAAGGAACGCAAACCCAAGGACCCAUUCGGCAUGCUGCACCUGCUGCGCAGCAGUCUCCUCUAUCAGACGAAGGAGUUUUUCAAGAACUCCACCCUGCACGGAGUGCGAUACAUCGCCGAAGAGGGCCGCCCGUUUAUGGAAAAAUUCAUGUGGUUCUGUUUCGUGAUAACCGGUGCCGUCGCAGCCAUCGUAAUCAUCUUCAGUUUGUGGGAAAAGUUCCAAACUAAUCCGACUAUUACCGGGCUGGACACGGACUUUCACAACCAGGAGGUAAUCUUUCCAACGGUGAUGGUCUGUCCAACCGAACCGUACGACGAGAAGAGUCUCCAGGAGUUGGCUUUCGUCACGCUUGCGAACUACGAGGACGAUUCGGAACAGUACGAGCCCUUCCUACGGACCCUCACCCAGCUGACGUAUGACAAUAUAGGCAAAACCUUUGCGCUAACCGAAAACUUGACUGACCCCAAAGUGCUAGCGAGCAAAGAUCUCCGAAAGCUGGCCUUCAAAUCGGCCGUCCAUUGCAAUGCGACGUUCAGCUAUUGUCGCUAUAAGGACGAACCAAUCGAUUGCUGUCAGUACUUCAAAUCCGUAUACUCCGAGUGGGGAUUUUGCUAUUCCUUCAACUCCCGCUUCGUUUCUCAAUCCUAUGUCGAGGAACGCAACUCGGAGGUAAACUAUCUGUACGAAACGGACAAAAAGUGGGGCUUGACGUUUGCCCCGCUUCGCCAGUCGCUCGUGUUUGUCCACUCGCACAACGAAAUCUCCGGCCGAGACUUCCGGCCGCAGGUUCAGUGGGAUCAGAACUUUGCGAUCGAUUUCCUGAUCUCGAUGAAGCAAACCUACACCACGGAAGACGCCCGGCAGCUGUCGAUCGGUCAGCGUAAGUGCAUCUUUCCCGACGAGGUGCGGCUGCACUACUACCAGGACGAGUACACCUUUUCCGGGUGCAUGAAAGAGUGUCGCAUCCGGAAGUUUCUCAAAUUUUGCCGAUGCAUUCCGCCGUUUUUCGCUCCACCGGUGUCGCUGCCCUUUUGUGAAAUCGCGCAAUUCGAGUGUAUGACUCGGUACAUUGAGAACAUUUCAUCCAUUGCCGAGUGUCACCACUGCGAGCUCGGUUGUCAUAAUACCGUUUACGAUAUUGAGAAGUAUUCCAAGAUAAUGAACAGCGACGUAAACAAAGAACCAGUGGUAACCAUCGAGUAUCUCACGUGGCCUAUAAUCCGCUACAAACGGGAAGUACUCUUCGGGUGGGUCGACCUGCUGGUCUCCUUCGGAGGUAUCGCCGGUCUCUUUCUCGGUUUCAGCCUUCUCUCCGGGGUAGAAAUCAUCUACUUCUUCACCAUGCGAGCGUGCUGCAUGGUGUACAAAAACCGUGACGAACUGAUCGCCAUCGAGCAAGAGAAACUGAAACGUCCCCCACCGCGGUACGACCUCCGACUCAAACCGGACUUCCGGUCCAGCAUCGUUCCCCCAGCGCCGUCAUCGUCUCCUCCGCAAACCGACCUAAUAAGACGAACAAAACACGUCUCCACGAUUGGGCUGAUCGAUCGGGAAUUCCAAACCGUCAAGGUUCCCGACGGGAACGGAAUGCUGCUGCUUCCCGGAGCGAUCAGUUCGCGCCAUCUGCAGCGGUUCGAACGAAUGCGAACCCACGUACGGGCGAAUAUUUUCCGUCCCGUUCAGGUGGCUCCGUACAGCGAUCAGAUUAUGCCACUCGAUAGGAACUGGAUUCGCACCAAGGAAGGACUGUUCUACAAUGGUUAUCUGCCCUGA